AUGGCAGACUCGAGCUUCAUGGUUUCUCCAUUCUCUGUAACUUUGGAAACAGACGACGAAUACAUAGGGUCGUUGCUGAGGAGAGAAAGCUGCUUCUUGCAUCCAAAGCUUGAUUCCUCUUCCAUGGAAUCCGCUCGGCCGGAUGUGGUUCGAUGGAUUAUGAAGAUGAAGGCCUUCUUCGGACUCUGCUCGAGAACAGCUUACGUUGCCUUGAGCUACUUCGACCACUUCACGCAUCGAACUAUCGAUCUCACUAAAGGUAAACGCUGGAAGAUUCAAUUGCUCUCGGUGGCUUGCUUGUCCUUGGCCGUGAAGAUGGAGGAGCGCCAAGGCUUGUCUUUGACAGAGUUCCAAACCGAGAACUACUGGUUCGACGGCAAAGCGGUGCAGAGGAUGGAGCUUCUGGUCUUGAGCACCUUGGAGUGGAGGAUGAGCAGGGUCACACCUUUCUCCUACCUCAAUCAUUGUUCGUCCAAGGCAAUGGAGUGGAAGGCCAUUGAGCUCAUCUUCGAAAACAUUGAAGCGAUGAAUCUAGUGGCGUAUCGAGCUUCCUCCAUUGCUGCUGCUUCGAUUCUCGCUGCGCAAGACAACGAAAGAUUGACGCAGAAGUCAUUGAAGUCCAAGAUGAGCUCUGUAUCCUGGAUGAGAUCUUUGAACAGUGAUGAAGUCUUUUCAUGCUAUAUCAUGAUGAUUCAAGAAUCACAGGAGAAGAAGUUACAUGCGUAG
Molecule: messenger RNA, 726 nt
Organism: Zingiber officinale
Lineage: Eukaryota; Viridiplantae; Streptophyta; Magnoliopsida; Zingiberales; Zingiberaceae
Product: cyclin-D5-3-like
Exons: 4
Coding region: 1-726 (241 amino acids)
Biological process (GO): mitotic cell cycle phase transition; regulation of cyclin-dependent protein serine/threonine kinase activity
Cellular component (GO): nucleus; cytoplasm; cyclin-dependent protein kinase holoenzyme complex
Molecular function (GO): cyclin-dependent protein serine/threonine kinase regulator activity
Source: RefSeq, a predicted model, not a curated record